AUGGUUAACAGGAAUCCUCGAGAUUUGGAGGAGUUAUCGCUCACUCCAAUAGAAAGGGACUUUUCAGAUCGAGUGCAAGGUGAAGACUUGGAGUUUCGGGCAUCGGAUGACGGCACAUAUCAAAUAAUGCAUAAGGAACACCAGCGUAAAGCAAUCCUGCCAUCCAAGAUAUUAUCUAAGUUCACGGCAAACCAGUUGGUGACAAUGUCGGGGGCAGCGUCGGGAUUUUUAGCGGGAGUGGUGGUAUGUCCGUUGGAUGUUGUUAAAACGCGGUUUCAGGCCCAUGGGGCGUUAGCUCAAAGCACAGGUAGUUUGGUAAGCAAGGAAUAUAGAGGCUUUCUAGGCGCCUUCAAAACGAUAUUACGAGAAGAAGGCCCUCGAGGGUUGUACAGAGGGUUAGUUCCUAUAACGAUUGGAUAUUUGCCUACAUGGACUAUUUACUUUACUGUGUACGAGCGGGCUAAGUUGUUCUAUCCAGAUUUUUUGAGGUCUCAUUUCAACUUAGAUAUUCAUGCAUUAAACCAUUUCUGUUCGGCCUUGACGGCGGGAAUGACAUCUUCAAUAGCGGUUAAUCCAAUUUGGGUUGUGAAAACUAGAUUGAUGAUCCAGACAGGCUCCGGUAGUACAAUUUAUAACAAAAACGCUGAAAACAAAUCCGCUGCACAACCAAAGGUCGAAAGAACGUACUACAAAGGCACAUUAGAUGCAAUUAGAACCAUGUAUAAAGAAGAAGGGAUCAGAGUCUUCUAUAGUGGGCUCAUUCCAUCUUUAUUUGGCUUGUUACAUGUUGGUAUUCAUUUUCCAGUGUAUGAAAAGCUAAAAUUGUGGCUCGAGUGUGAUUUGAAAUCCGCUUCAGCUGAUCAACAAAAAAGUACCUUGGGGAGAUUGAUAGCAGCAUCGUCAGUUUCCAAAAUGAUAGCAAGUACUAUCACCUACCCCCAUGAGAUCCUCAGAACAAGAAUGCAGAUACAGUCUUCUAACAAGCAAAAAGGAAAGUUAAUUAGUUCAAUAAUAAAAAUAUACCAGAAAGAGGGUUAUAAAGGCUUUUACGCGGGCUAUGGUAUAAAUUUAGUUAGAACGGUACCUGCGAGUGCAGUCACAUUGGUUAGUUUCGAAUACUUUAAAACUUAUUUAUUAGAGGUUAGUGGGAAACUAUAG
Debaryomyces tyrocola is the source of this 1158-nucleotide messenger RNA. The record is from the annotation of a GenBank genome assembly. NCBI's taxonomy places the organism in Eukaryota, Fungi, Ascomycota, Pichiomycetes, Serinales, Debaryomycetaceae.